AGGUAGGCCCCUUUACACUAUGACUGUUCUUCCUGGUCAGUUCCAGCACCCAUUCUUAUUCCAACUGCAAUCACUCGAAAAUCUCAAGCAUUUUCUCUGUUUUUCUCUCUUCUACCUUUCAUUUUCGCGGGAAAAAAUGGAGUUGGAAAAUCGACGGAAGAUCGAGGAGACUGUUGUCGACAUACUGCGGAACACGGACUUGGAGCAGAUGACGGAGUUCAAGGUCAGAGCCAUGGCGUCGGAGCGCCUCGGAAUCGAUCUCUUAGCGACGGAGCACAGGAGCGUCGUCAGGAGCGCUGUCGAGAGCUUUCUCCUCUCGGCGGCGGAGCAGCCCGAGAAAGGCGUCGGAGAAGAGCCGGAUAAGAAAUUGGCCGACAAGGAGGUGAACAACGGAGGUGAUCGGCUCAUUUGCAAGCUAUCGGGCAGAAGGAAUGUGGUGGUUAACGAUUUCAGAGGGAAAACCUUGGUUUCGAUUAGGGAAUUUUAUCGAAAAGAUGGACUGCAAGUUCCUUCUGGAAAAGGAAUUAGCCUAUCCACUGAACAGUGGUCCGCAUUAAAAAAAAAUGUCCCCGCGAUUGAAGAAGCUAUUAAGAAAAUGGAGUCAAAGUUAAGAUCCCAAGUUGAUGGUAAACAAACUGAAGAUAUCUCUAAUUCAGCAAAAGAUAUGUCUAAUUCAGCAAGUGAUGUUCCUCCAUACGAACUUCGUUUAGAAAUUGACCGGUUGGAUGGGAAGAACUACCUAUCGUGGGUUCAACAGAUGGAACUUUUGUUAAAGCAUUUAAAGAUUGCCUAUGUUCUUACUGAACCAUGUCCAAGCAAUGCACUAGGCCGAGAAGCUAGUGCUGAAGAAAUAACUCAAGCAAAGGCUGCUGAACAGAAAUUUAAGAAAGACGAUUACACGUGUUGUCGCAAUAUUUUGAGCUCUGUAUCUGAUCAACUGUUUAAUCUAUACUCAAAGAAGAACAUGACAGCCAAAGAACUGUGGGAAGAGCUAAAGUUAGUACAUCUUUGCGAGGAACAUGGAACAAAAAGAUCUCAAGUUAAAAAGUACAUCGAAUUUCAGAUGGUUGAGGAAAAAUCGAUAAUGGAGCAAGUUCAAGAAAUUAACAACAUUGCCGAUUCCAUUGUUGCUGCUGGUAUGAUGAUUGAGGAGAAAUUUCAUGUUAGUGUCGUGAUCUCCAAGCUUCCUCCAUCAUGGAAGGACAUAUGUGUCAAGUUGAUGUGCGAGGAUUAUCUUCCUUUCUGGAUGUUGAUGAAUCGUUUAGGUGUUGAAGAAGAGUUGCGCAACCAGGGCAAAGGAAAAUUGCCUAAUCCGGCAGGCUAUCAUCCACCUGAUAAAGAUGUAUCAAAGACGAGAAAUUUGAAUCCAUACUUUUUGCACUCCAAGAAACGAGAGUGGGAGACAGAUAACAGAGUUGUUUGUCACACUUGUGGUAGAAGGGGUCACAUUUCACAAAAUUGUCGCAGUAAGACCUGGAGGCGUGACAAGGAAUUUCCUGAGAAGAGGAAUGAGGAUAACGGAUCCUUGCCUGCAACUACAGAGGAAACUGACCGAAGGACUUUGGAUCCUGGGAACUUUGAGCUCGAAGAUAGCAUUGAGAUUGAAGUUGAUGAUGAUGUUAAUGCUGCCAAGACACCUCUAUUUGUGUCCUCUCUUUUGAUGGGUGGGCAUGGUGGCUCUUUAUGAUCCUACCAAUUGGGCUAAAUGUAGAAGAUCAAAAGUGUGGAAUCACUUCAGAAUUGAACCUAGAAAGAAUGGUGAGGGGAAGCAAGAGCCAAAAGCUAUUUGCAACUACUGCAAGGGUGAGUACUAUUGUGGUUCAAGUUGUCGUACAAGCCAUUUGGAUCGGCAUUGGAAAAAAUGAGUGGAAAGACAUGGUGGGAGCGCAGUUUCCUACCAAAGCCAACUGAAAUUUUGGGCCCGUUUGUUUCAUGUAUUCAAAAUCAAAUCAUUGAUUAUGCUACAUUGUUUUUUUCUCACAAAAAAUUUGAAUUUCAAACGUCAGAAUCAUGGUUUGAGUAUACCUUUCAAAUGGGCCCUUAGUGGCAAGAAUAGAGAUCCUUGCCAAGGCCAGCUUAGAAUUAGUGACAUGUUUGGAAUUGGAAAGAACCAGGUCCUCACUACUUGAUACUUUGAUAUAUUUGCUCAAGGGCAUGGAAGGUUGAAAAUAGAGAAAAAGACUCUGGACUUCAAGACCGGAUGGAUUGAAGACUAACUUCAUAGAUAUAGAAUGCAGUGUAUAUAUCUUUGUUAGCCAACUAAUGGUCAGUGACCAGUAUACUGAUAUUUUGAACCUCUAGACAGAUAUUGAAAAGAUAGAACCACGGAGUAGCUGGUGUUUGAAGCCGAACAAGUUAGAUAUGAAAGACGGUCUUGAU
Messenger RNA from Morus notabilis, 2379 nucleotides. RefSeq lists its product as uncharacterized. Bases 20 to 1687 code for a protein of 555 amino acids. Lineage: Eukaryota; Viridiplantae; Streptophyta; Magnoliopsida; Rosales; Moraceae. Gene Ontology annotation, biological process: positive regulation of transcription initiation by RNA polymerase II. Gene Ontology annotation, molecular function: zinc ion binding; transcription coactivator activity; DNA binding. The transcript has 5 exons. The record is from RefSeq and is a predicted model, not a curated record.